AAAAAAAAUAGUUUAGUUCUGUCUAGACUGCCAGGCCAUCUCCUCCGAGGCGACCAAUUCCGUACGUUGGUCCUUUCAAUUCCUCCCUCUUAGCUAGAUAGAAGCUAAAUAGUUUUCCUGCCAGAGAAGGAAGUCAAUUCCCUUCUUAUUCCGGGAAACCAUACACCCGGCCAUGGCUGAAUCCAAGAAAACCCAGCGCCCAGAGGAAGCGGCCAAUGGGGAUGUGAAGCUCGCGCGGCCCUCCAAGAAGGACAAGUCUUCCAAGAAGGAUAAGUCCUCAAAGAAGGACAAGGCCCCCAAGGAAAAGCUGCCCGUCGAAGCUGAGGCGACUGGAGAGGCGGAGGAGGACAAGCCUUCCAAGGAGGACAAGCCUUCGAAGGAAGAGAAGUCUUCGAAGAAGGACAAGCCUUCCAAGAGAAAGCGCCCCGUUGAAGACGAAGCCGAGCCCGAAGCCGAAGCCCAGGCGGAGCCAGCCAAGUCCUCCAAGAAGGACAAGUCUUCGAAGAAGGACAAGUCCUCCAAGAGGAAACGUUCCGCCGAGGACGAGGCCGAAACCACCGAGGCUGCCGAGCCCACCACCGCCGCCGCCUCCACCGAGAAGCGGGACAAGAAGAAGCGAAAGAAGAGCAAGAGCGCCAAGGCCGACGGCGGCACGGACAACGCCGCUCCCACGGACGGCGACAACUCGGCCGAGCAGCAACCGGAGUAUGAGGGCGAAGGCGAGGGCGAGGGGAGCGUCAAGGGCACGCGCUUCAUCUGCUUCGUGGGCAACCUGCCGUACACGGCGACGACGAACGCGGUGCGCGCGCACUUUGCGUCGCUGGCGCCGACCGACGUCCGCGUGCUGACGGAGCGCGACGACCCCAAGAAGUCGCGCGGCGUCGCCUUUGUCGAGUUCGGCCGCUACGACCACAUGCGCACCUGCCUCGACCGAUUCCACCACUCGCUCUUCUCCGACAACGUGUCGCCUGCUAGGAAGAUCAAUGUUGAGCUGACUGCCGGAGGCGGCGGGAAGAAGUCCGCGGUCAGAGUUGACAAGAUCAAGGAGAAGAACAAGAAGCUGAAUGAGCAGCGGACGAGAAAGGCCAAGGAAGGAAAAUCGGACAAGAAGGCGAAGGAGGCGACGGCAACGGAGGUGCCGGAGGCCAAGGAGGAAGACAGCAUACAUCCCAGCCGACGGGGUAGGGUCCCGCAUCAGAAGUGAUUGGUGAUGUUGCCAUCUUGUUAUAGAGACGAUUUCCGGCAUGUCGAAAAGGGGAUGUUGAGCAGAGAUAGAUGUGCUUGGCGUUUUAGGCGUUCAAGCACAGACAGGCAUCACUGGUAAAUGUCUUCUUACAAAGAGGUAAGAAGUUUGCUGGAACGCAUGGUUGAUAUCGAUACCCACCGAUAUAAAAAAGAUCACGGCAUAGGCAGGGAGAAGAAAAGUUGGAGCUUCGGUACUUCUUUAUCAAUUCCAUUUCAUCAAGAAUAACAAAAUCUCUUCGCAUUCAAAGUUGUGACCGGCGUCUCUCCCGCCCGGCCCUAACUAACUCACUCAUCCCUCCAGCCGGGGGGGUAUGCAGAGUUAUCUACAGAAAAAGCGGGAUAUCCUUCUUGAGACGUG
Molecule: messenger RNA, 1603 nt
Organism: Phialemonium atrogriseum
Lineage: Eukaryota; Fungi; Ascomycota; Sordariomycetes; Cephalothecales; Cephalothecaceae
Exons: 2
Coding region: 173-1204 (343 amino acids)
Molecular function (GO): RNA binding
Source: RefSeq, a predicted model, not a curated record